Messenger RNA from Calidris pugnax (ruff), 6032 nucleotides. Its product is annotated as netrin-4-like. Gene Ontology annotation, cellular component: laminin trimer. Lineage: Eukaryota; Metazoa; Chordata; Aves; Charadriiformes; Scolopacidae. The transcript has 10 exons. The record is from RefSeq and is a predicted model, not a curated record. Gene Ontology annotation, molecular function: protein binding. The coding region runs from base 202 to 2118 and encodes 638 amino acids. Gene Ontology annotation, biological process: basement membrane assembly; substrate adhesion-dependent cell spreading; cell migration.
AAAAAAAAAAAAAAAAAGAACAACCCUCUUCUGGACCCAAGCGAGAACAAGAAGAAUGAGACAGCAGCCUUGACCCCUACACUGAGAGGAAGGUGAGCAGAAAGAAAGAAAGAAAAUAGAGAAAAGCCAUGCAAGCACCAAACCUGUAGAUUACUGCAGCUCUUUCUUGCUCCACUGAGGACAGAUAUUUUACUGACAGCCAUGCAGCAUAAAGGCAUCGUGCUGAUUGUGUUCUUGGAAUAUUUUAUUUCUGGCCAUGGGGAAGCAGAUCCCAUGAAGCUACAAGCUUUCCGUUGUAAUGGUCGCUCUUGCAACCCUCCAGUGGGAAACCUUGCAACAGGGAGGACCCCAGUCACUCUCACCACGUGUGGCCAGAACAGCACUGAGCUGUACUGCUUCUAUCCAGACCAGAAUCUCCUCCAUCAGGUCUCACACGGCUGUGGGCAGCCUCGCUGCACCAAAUGCAAUGCCAACCAGCCUGAUAACUCCCAUCUCCCAGCUGACAUGACAGACGAUUUCUUUGCAAACCCCAUCUCCUGGUGGCAGUCUGCCCAGGGGGUACACAGGGAAGAAAUCAGACUGGACUUCGAAACAGAAUUCUACCUGACCCAUGUCAUUGCUGUGUUCAAGUCACCUCGCCCAGCUGCGAUGGUGUUGGAAAGAUCCCAGGACUAUGGGCAGACUUGGAGGCCCUACAAGUAUUUCUCUAUCAACUGUACAGCAACUUUUGGGCUCCAGGAUGAUCUCAUUGAGGAGGGCUCCAUGUGCACUUCCAGGUAUUCAGAUGCAGUGCCCUGCACCAGAGGAGAGGUGAUUUAUCGUGCCUUAAGUCCAGCUAAUAAGAUUGAAGACCCCUAUAGUCCUGAGGCUCAAGAUCUCCUGAAACUCACCAACCUCCGCCUCCUUUUGUUAAAAAGGCAGGAAUGUCCAUGCCAUGGUUCAGGAUUGGUAGAAAAACCUCAGAGAUUUGCUCACUAUGCUAUUUAUGACCUGAUCGUUCGGGGAAGCUGCUUUUGCAAUGGGCAUGCAGAGGAAUGUGAGCUUGCCAACAGGACAGGAGUCAUGGAGAACGUGGUCCAUGGAAAGUGUGUGUGUAGGCACAACACAGCAGGGGACCACUGUGAGAAAUGUGCACCACUAUAUAAUGAUCAGCCCUGGAAGCCCGGAGAUGGAAAAACAGGGGCACCAAAUGAAUGCAGAAAGUGUCGCUGUCACAACCACGCCGACAGCUGCCACUUUGACCUGAGUGUUUGGCUGGCAUCGGGAAAGCGCAGCGGUGGGGUCUGCGACAACUGCAAGCACAACACAGAGGGACAUCGGUGUCAAAGGUGCAAACCAGGGUACUACCGAGACAGAGGGAAACCCAUGUCUUCUACAGAGGUCUGCAAACCUUGCGCCUGCCAGCCAAUGGGUUCAGCCAACGCAACGUUCAGCAGAAGCUGGCGAUGCCACCCCAGGACAGGAUUCUGCUACUGCAAACCAGGUGUGGCAGGGCCCAGCUGCGACAGAUGUCUCAUGGGCUACUGGGGCUUUGGAGAAAAUGGCUGUCGCCCUUGUGACUGUGCCAGAGACUGCGACCAGCGUACUGGAAACUGCUUCAACGGCUAUGACAACGAGCCAUUCUUUAACAUCCCUAUCGGGGGACGAAUCCCUGACCUUGAGCAAAUGCCAACCAACGAGAGCGAAGAGGAGUGGAAAUGGAAUGACCACGAGCAGGGAUUUUCUGCACUGAGGCACCCAGAAAAGUGUGUGUGCAAAGAAAAGGUGCUUGGGAGUGUCACUGACUUCUGCCAAAUGAAAUACGCUUAUGUGAUAAAAGCAAGAAUAUUAUCAGCUCAUGACAAAGGGACCCAUGCAGAAGUUGUUGUGAAAGUGAAGAAAGUCCUGAAAUCAGGAAAAGUGAAAAUUUCUCGGAGCAACAGAAGCAUUUACCCAGAAUCCUGGACCAACAGGGGAUGUACAUGUCCCAUUCUCAAUCCUGGUACCGACUACCUUAUAGCAGGCCAGGAGGACUCUAGGACCGGCAAACUCCUUGUGAACAUGAACAGCCUCGUCAAACCCUGGAAAGCACAUCUGGGAAAACAAGUAUCAGAUAUUCUUCGAACUGGGUGCAAAUAAUUUCUGCUCCAGAAGUUACAGUGCUGGACUUUGCCUUUUAGGAACACUGCAGUGAAAGGUGUAGUUAGUUCACGCGUUCCCAUUCAACAAGCUCCUAGCAGAAGUGAUGAAAGCAGAGUUACCAUCCUGUCUCCUUUCAUGUGCUUAGACAGGAAACUCGAGACACAAUUACUUUUUUUCAAGAAGUGCACAGCCUUAUCAUACAAAAUUAACUAGCGUGGCAUACAUAGGUUGCAAGUCAGUUCUUCGUUUGAGCCUGUUUCCACACAGCCAGAGAAUCAUUUUACAAGGCAAAACUAAAGAUACGGAUUAGUGUUUCCAUACUUCAGGUCAGAGCCUGAGAGUAAUAUGUAUAAGCUGCUUACAUAAUGCAUUCAUUACCUGGGUGUAGUUCUCUUUAGAAGUGACCACUAACAGGCAGCAAUUUAUUUCAGCUUUACAAGUGGCAUAAUACUACAGAAGCAUGUCAAAUAAUACUUAUUUAAAAGAGCUCAGAUUGAUUUAACAUCAGACUGCAAUUACGCCAGUAUAACAGGCUGCUUUCUAGAAGGCACUAUUAUCCCACUGCUGAACAGGAACAAACUAACCUGUCACUUAUCCUGGGACAAGGCCCUUUAUGGACGUACAUUGCUCUCAUCAGUGCUUAGCGCUGCAGUCUGCUGCAGAAAGCACCACAACUAAAACUCGAUUCCAACAUCUGUUCUCAAAGGUCAUUUUGCUCUUUGCUGUAGUAUUUAGUCUGUAACACCACAAAGGUUUCACAGCGACGACCGCUAAAAAAGCCUUAAGCCAGUAAAGAGCCAAGACACGUGAGGAACUAGUAACUGCUGCAGUUGAGACUGUAACACUACAAAAGCUACAAGGCAGAAGCAGGAGGUAAAUGACAUGGCUGGACUGUGUAUUAAAUGAAGUAGCUAUAGUUACUGUGAGUGGAACCUGGCUAUUCAGACUGUGCUCGAGACCACUGGUAUUUGAUUGCACUUAGCACUUUCGUUCUGCUUUAUCUCCUCUUGGUCACACUUCAGGUUAGGACACUGAAGCUCGGCUUCUUUACCAUUGUGAUGGGGGUUAUUUUUCCCUCCACAGAAGUAUAGGAGUGGUAACAUUCACACUCUAGGUAAAAAUAGUUCUGUUCUACAAAAGCAUUCUUUCUAAAUCAGUUUUACCCUACCCUGUAGUAAUUAAGGGGUAGCUACUUAAGUCAUUCCCUAACACAGUAUUUUGAGGAAAUCAUAGUUAAAGACCUGCGUCCCCUGUUUAAGGACUCACAAUCAAAUGAAGCUGGUUGGAGCACAUUAUCUCAUCAAGUAAAGCAGAAAUUAUAAUGAGUCAGUCUAUUCUUUCAGGGGGUUACAAAGAAGCAGCAUGUUCACAUGCUACUUUUGCAUCUUUCUAUUCCAUGUCUGUAAUUUUUUCAUGCUCUCAGGAAAAAGGAGAUAUCUUCAUUUAGCACUGUCUGACUGGCACACGGGGUAUCUAGAAAAACCUAAUACUGAUGCAGACGGAUGGAAGCCCUGUCUGUAGCUUAGGCCAUCAAUUUGUUCUCUUUAUCACUGGGAAUCUGAAAAACCAGCUUCUUUCAUUCCACGUGUUGCUGUUUUCCUUUUAGUUUCAUAUUGGUUGAACAGAAAAAGCCUCAGCUCAUUGGGAAAUGGCUAACAGGCAGAUAUUUACAAAACAGAAGCUCCACUUUUCUCCCAGCAGUGCAUAAACAGUAUUUAUUCCUCCCUCCUUUUCAGAGUCUCCCCUCCUCCAAUGCUAGUGCUUUCCCUCUUUCAUUUCAUUAUUUAUUUGUUGUUACCUAAAGUGGUAUCCAACAAUGUGGCACCUCCAACAAGCCAUUUAAUUAAUGCAAUAAAAUACUUUUAAACCAAGAAAUUUGGCUUAAUUUGAAAUGUCAGCUGACUGAAAUUAAGAGCAUAGCAACUGCUUUAUUUACUGUCUCUAGAAAUCAUCUCACAACAAAAAGAUUGACUAGUUCUCUUUCAAAUAUCAAUACAGAUGUGUAAGUGAAUUUACAGUCUGUUCUCAAAGAGCCUCUCAGAAUAAAUGAAAAUCAAGUGUAGAUUUAGAGCUAAACUAAGGCACACGCUUUUCGACACAGAGCAUUUUACCUGCAGGGGAUCUUAUUUAAUGAUGAUCAUACUCCACUUUGGUUUAUAGCCAGUAUCACAUUAAAGCAAACUCCCAUAUUCCACUUUUUCUGCCAGACCAGUGAUUUUGUGAGGAGGGUAAACAUCUGCAUAGUUCCCUUCUGUGGGUGAAAGUUAUUUUUUAACAUGGUCAUCUACAAGCAUUUCUAGCUACUGCCAGUAGAAUAUUAUUUGGAACAAGAAUAUUGAUACCCUGGUGUGUUCUCCCAGGGCCUGCUGUAAUUCAGCGAUUAAUGACUACCAAACGCAUACACUGAUGUAUGCAAACAAGAUAUCUGAAAUAUGUGAUAUAUUGAUGACUAUCUCAAAAAUAGGUGACACACACACUUUUGAGAAAAGCAUAUUUGGGGGAACCCAAAAAUAUUCAGUUAAUUUCUUCGCCUCCUUCUAAUUUCCCAUUCUUUUCAGAUCUCUAAUUUACUUGCAAGUACCAGUAUAGCUGAGUCGACUUCAUUCCCUCUGUUAGUUGGAAACACCGCACAUUUAGUUCCAACUACUAGCUCUUGUUUAAUGGUUUUGCUCUAUAGAGUAGCAGAUAUUCCAUAAGUGUGGGAUUUAAUUGAAAGUGAAAAGAGCACAUCAGGGUGAGUCAACACGGCAAGUUGACUUUUUAUUGGUAUCACUACUUCUGUUAAUCAGGUAUCUCUUGAGUUCACAGAGGAAAAACAUAAAAGAAUAAAGUUCUAACUCACACUGAGCUACCAUGUGCAAUCUCUUUGUUCUGCAGCGCUGCAACCCAGGUAGCCUCUCUGAAAAUAAGUAUCUAAGGAGAAGUGAACUGCAUAGAUGAAGUUACAACAGCUACUGAUUAAAGAAGAGAUGAGAAAGUUUAAAUUGAUCACCAUGUGACUUUGGAAAGGGAAAGAGUUAUUUAACUACCACAGAAGGUAUUCCUGUACCAAAAAAAGGAUUGUUUAGUAGGCCUGUGUACAAUACCACAUACCUUGUGAUCCUCUCUGUGACUGCGUGUCUUCGGUGGCACAGUAAUACAAAUAUUAACAGGGAAAAAAGGAUGCAAUUGCCCUAUACAGAAGUGGCUGGACAUGUCAUCUAACAUGGGAUCUGUCCUUAAAAUGGCCACAUGAACAGCCCUGCAGCACCCAAAUAGACAAGGCAUCUCAUAAGCAGUAGCAACCACAUAGCAAACAGUAGCAAUGACAUAUCACUUGGAAAUCCUACAUAAAGAUGAAAUAAAAGCCUUUACUCAGAAGAAAAGAAGUCUGGAAAGCUGUGGAAAAUUUGUAAUAAGGCAGGUGAUAGCUUGAAGCAAAAGAAGAUGCAACUUUCCACAGAUAGCAGCAAACUCAGGAUGCUGGAGGUCACAGCAGCUCUCUCACAGCUGUAGGUGUAUCCAGGAAUACAUGGUCAUUCUGGCAAUGCGAACCCUUAAAGCAUCAAACUAGUUCAUUAAAUGGCCAUUGUGAAUGCUGAGCCCUAACUGCAAUGUACCAACUAACACUUCUCCAGCUUCUGCUCUUAGCAGGCAGCUAAGAAGGAAAAUGUACCCGUGCACAACCUUUGUACAUGGCUCUUCUGAGAGGCUCACUGCUAUAAAGAACGUUUUCUCUGUAGCAUUUACCAUGUCUCAUAAUUUUUCCGUGCACCUUGAUGCAAGCUUUCUUUGAACUGAUAACAUUCACAUGAUGUGCUCCCUCAAGUCUCCAAAACCUGGAAAAGUUACUGUGUUAUUUGUUAUGUGUUGUAGCACUUUUUUUUUUGUACUUAAAACUUCAAUUAAAAAUACUCAGACAUUUAUAUUGA